Messenger RNA from Prorocentrum cordatum, 730 nucleotides. NCBI's taxonomy places the organism in Eukaryota, Dinophyceae, Prorocentrales, Prorocentraceae. The record is from the annotation of a GenBank genome assembly.
AGCUGGCCCGGGCGGGCGCCAGGGCGGUCCGCGCGCGCCGCCCGGGGCGGGCCAUGGCGGGAUGCCGCCGCGCUCCUCUUCGGCGCUCGGCGGCGGCACGCUCGCCAGGGUGCCGCUCGCGCCCAGGGAGCCCGCCCUCGCCGCGCACGGCAAGAGCCUGCGCCCUGCCAGCCGACAGGGCGCCCGUGCCCCGCGCCCGGCCAGCCGGCAGAGCCGAGGAGGCUGGCGAGCGGGCGAGGCUCUUCCUGACGCGCGCGCUGGCAGCGCUGGAGGUGCCCGCCCUGGCUUGCUGCCCAGGCCGUUCCUGCAGGAUGUCCCCUCGCUCGGCCGCGCGGCCCGUGCCGGUGGCGAGCCAGGCGCGCCCGUGGCUACGCCAGCGAUUACCCCCGAUGUGCCGCACGAGUUCUUGUGCCCGAUAUCUCAGGAGAUCAUGCGUGAUGCUGUCAGCACGUGUGACGGCCACACGUACGAGCGUCGCAGCAUCGAGGAGUGGCUUGAGGAACGAACGACCUCCCCCGUCACGGGCUUGCCGCUAGCCAACAACGGGUUGAUCCCGAAUCACAACCUCAGGAAACUGAUCCGCGACUCCGGGUUGCUCCCCGCGCCCGACCCUUGCGCUGCGCUGGCCAGCCUGGGUUGGCUGUCUGGUGGCGCUGGUUCAGUGCGCUUCCGGCGCGAGGUCUGCUGGGAAUUGGUCGUGCCCCGCGACGCUGCCACGUGCCUGGCUUAG